Messenger RNA from Adelges cooleyi (spruce gall adelgid), 2294 nucleotides. RefSeq names its product minor histocompatibility antigen H13. Lineage: Eukaryota; Metazoa; Arthropoda; Insecta; Hemiptera; Adelgidae. Gene Ontology annotation, biological process: membrane protein proteolysis. The record is from RefSeq and is a predicted model, not a curated record. The coding region runs from base 224 to 1336 and encodes 370 amino acids. The transcript has 8 exons. Gene Ontology annotation, cellular component: cytoplasmic side of endoplasmic reticulum membrane; membrane; lumenal side of endoplasmic reticulum membrane. Gene Ontology annotation, molecular function: aspartic endopeptidase activity, intramembrane cleaving.
ACAUUUUCUUGAUACGUUUUCUAGUUAUUUUGUAUAUCUCUCGUGUAGUUGUUUCUUGUGAUGUGGACAUAAUUUGCAGUCGAGUAAACAUAUUUUUUUUCUGUUUUACUUCCAUUCAAUCUUCAGUCUUCUCCGUACAAGUCGUGUAAACGAUUAAGCGUCACGACUGUGUGUAAUUUAGAUAGAUAUUACUUCAUUAGUUUAGUAGUGCAAUUCUCUAGACAUGUCCGAAACGGUGGACAACAUAAUCGAAGCUGUGAACAGCACGAAUGGCACCGACGCGGCAGAAUCGAUCCUGAAGAAGACGCCGGCCACCUUCGAAGGCAUGAUGAUUGCUUACAGUAGUCUAGUCAUUAUGGCCCUGGUGCCUAUUUUUUUCGGUGCGUUCCGAUCGGUAACGCUACACAUACAAAACAAAAUAAAGAAAGAAGUACCUGAAUCCAUGACUGCCAAAGAUGCAAUGAUGUUUCCAUUGAUUGCGAGUGGAGCUCUUUUUUCGCUCUAUAUUGUUUUUAGGUUGUUUUCCAAACAGUACAUUGAUUUACUUGUCACUCUGUAUUUCUACAUACUCGGAGUAGCCGCGUUACACAAUUUGUUAUGUACUUGGUUCAAUGCCAUAAUGCCGACUUGUGUACCCAAAAAAGAAUACAAACUUGACUUUAUCGAAGGAGCCGAAGACACUAAAAUUGAACACAUAAACGUCAAAUUCACAUCUCACGACGUCCUCUGCUUCUUACUGUGCGCUCUGUUAGGCACUGUUUAUUUAUACAACAAGCAUUGGAUCAUGAAUAAUAUUUUCGGACUGGCAUUUGCAAUCAACGGAGUAGAAUUUGUUCACCUCAACAACAUCAAAAUCGGAUCAAUUCUCUUGUGUGGAUUAUUCGUAUACGACAUAUUCUGGGUGUUCGGCACCAACGUCAUGGUCACCGUCGCCAAAUCUUUCGAUGCCCCCAUCAAACUUGUCUUCCCUCAAGAUAUACUCGAAAAUGGCAUUGUCGGCGCCCAGAAUUUCGCAAUGUUGGGUUUGGGCGACAUUGUGAUUCCGGGUAUUUUUAUAGCUCUCUUACUGCGAUUCGACCUAAGUUUGAAACGUAAAACGAACUUGUACUUCAACGCCACGUUUUUGGCAUAUUUCUUAGGACUACUGACUACUGUUUUCAUUAUGCAUGUGUUCAAAGCAGCUCAACCGGCAUUGUUGUAUUUGGUUCCUGCGUGUUUGUUGACACCGAUGGCGAUCGCUCUAGUGUCUGGCGAUUUAAAAGCGUUGUUCAGUUAUGAAGAUCAUAGCAUGGACACAGUAGAGAAAUCCAAAACGGUAGAAAUCAAAGAAGAUUAAUGACUUUUAACUUGUUUUUUUUUUUUUUUUGUGUGUGUGUGCGUGUAUAAAUAAAUGUAAUUUAUGUUAAAAUAUUUCCAUAUAUUUAUAUAUAUGUGUGUGUGUGUGUGUAUAACAUGUAUUGUUAGUUAAUUUUUUUUUCUAUUAUUAUUUACUUUAAAAUCAAUGAAACGUGUGAAAACUAUAUCGUCUGCUUAAAAAUACAUGACUUCUAAUUUAUUACCAUACUAUUAUAAAUUGUGUGUAUAACAAUUUGUCGUUUUUAAAAAAAAAUUUUAAUGAAGCGUAAGAAAUUAAUUAAGUAUAUUACGACAAUGUCUGUUUAAUUUCUUACGAUAACAAAUUUAUUAUUCAAAUUCUUUAAUGUUUUAAUUAAUUUUCUGAAAAAUUUCUUAUUUUAUUAUUAAUUCAAAUAAUUUUCUUUUUUUAAAUCAUCGCCAGAUGAUUAAAGAAUUAUUAAUUAUUUGCAAAAAUUCCAUUUCAAGUAAUUCCAUUUAUAUUGAAUUGUAAAAAAAAAAAGAUUGUACUAGUAUUUUUUACAAUUUUAGAAAUAAUUUGUCUUCUAUAAUUUUCUUCCACAGUUUGCCCUCUGUUUGUAAUUUCAUAUUUUUACCAAACGUAUGAAAAUGUUUUUGUAUGCUGACCGCAUUUUUUUUUUUGUUAUUAAACUUUCUAGUAUUCAUGAUACUUGGUUGUUUACCGUACAUUGUAAUCUAUCACCUUUACCGAGUCGAUUUCACUCUUCCAGAAUGUGAUCUCAACAAUAUUGUAUUUAAACAUAGUAUGUUUGAGUUUGUUAUAAUUUUUUUAGUUUAUACUAUACAUUAGUCUCAUUCCAGCAAAUUGUAUCAUUGUUUUCCACUCGGAUCAUUAUUGUAGAAGUAUUUAUAAUUAUUACUGUUAUAAAAAUGAAUCUUGUACAAUUUUUUGGAACCAUUAAAGACGCGUCAUACUAUUA